Messenger RNA from Dermacentor andersoni, 6150 nucleotides. RefSeq names its product SKI family transcriptional corepressor fussel (gene fuss). Lineage: Eukaryota; Metazoa; Arthropoda; Arachnida; Ixodida; Ixodidae. The record is from RefSeq and is a predicted model, not a curated record. Gene Ontology annotation, cellular component: transcription regulator complex; nucleus; cytoplasm. Gene Ontology annotation, molecular function: DNA-binding transcription factor activity, RNA polymerase II-specific; RNA polymerase II cis-regulatory region sequence-specific DNA binding; SMAD binding. Gene Ontology annotation, biological process: negative regulation of transcription by RNA polymerase II; negative regulation of BMP signaling pathway.
UAAAUAUAUCUGCGAGCUUUACCGCGCCGGCGGCAAGGCGAUUGAUGCGCCUGAUCGCGCUUCCGAGGAGAAAACCGCGACGCCCGGCAAAAGAAACACGCGAGCGGCGCGCGCGCCCUUUGGAGAAGCAGAGAAGAAAAGCGCGCGAAUCGAAAAUAAAAAAAAUAAGGCGCGCGCAAACUGGAGCGCGCGCGUUGCGCGCGUCUCGAACCGCCAGUCCGGUCGCGGAAAAACGUGACGUAGCCACGCCUCCCGGCCAAUGGGGACGGCGCAGGGAGCAACGGUAACCACCCCUGGCUUUCCUGCCUCUCCCCCCCCCUCACCCUACAGCCCGAGGCCGCCUGGAUCGAAGCGACGAGCCUGGCGGCGAGGCGUGGCGACGGCGUGCGCUGUGGUGAAGCCAGCCUCCCCCACCUCCUCAGCCGUCGGGAGACGCGCACUCGCCGUCGGCACGAGCGAGUCUCACCACGCACGCACACAACGCACGUCGCGGGGCGAACGAGCGGCGGCUGUCAGCGCGCGCCUACAGCGGGCCACGUGACUGCCACGCGCUUGCCCUGUGCGUGAGGACGACGGUCGAGGCUGACAGCCCGGCGCGCGCGAAUCCAGUGAGUUUGAAAGUCGAACGCCAAGGCGGCGUUUUCUUGUUCCGAACGGCCUGCGUUGCGUAUAGUUUUCAAAUGUGUUCAACCCGUAAAAGAGUACACUAGCAACGAUAGCGAUGACCGUGUUGACCGCGGCGUCUGCAAAUUGGGCCCUCUUCAACUGCAUACGUCCGAGCGCCUUCUACACCUGGACUUCUCCAUCGCGUUAGUCAGUUUAACAGUUCACGACUCACUCGGCUGUGAAGAGAAAUAAUAAACGAGAUCGUUGCUGCCAAGAACAGUUCAAGACUGGAUUCACUCUUCUGCUCGCUCCUGGCAGCUCUUCGCGGACCCACAACUGUGCCGCGUGCUCUCGUUGUUAUAGCGCUGCAUGUGCCAAUACGGUCGCGGCAUCUUACCGCAUUUCCAGGAGAAAGCUCGCUCGUGCACCCGAACAGUCUCGCUCUGAGGACAGCUCCCCGGCAUCUGGCGACCACCUGUGCGCACGAGGUUGUUCUGACUGCAGAGGGCGAAUCCGAGCAGCGAGCGACCAUGGCUUGUGCUGUCCACUCGGGCCUCCAUCGACUGCGCGGCCGGGUGACGCGAGCGCGCUGACUCGCUCCGACGACAGGUAGCCACAGCAGUACGGUGUCCUCUGAUUUCGGUUGUGGACCGCGAUGAGCGCCGCAGCAACUACAGCAGGCCUCCAGCAACAGCAGCAGCAACGGUGCGCAGCAGACAUGAGCGUCCAGGCGUCCCAGGUAGCCGCAUCCAAGCACCCGUCCCCGUCCACCACACGCCCGGAGCCACGGGACCUCUUCUGGAAUCGAACUACGGCGCAGGAGCAGCCGCACCCACCAGCACGCAGCAGCGGCGGUGGCGGCAGCCGCCACUCGUCGUCCCAACAGCAGCAGCAGCAGGCAGCCGCGGCCAACGAGGUCCGCACCGUGCUCCUCUACGGCGUGCCCAUCGUGGCGCUGGUGAUCGAGGGCCAGGAGCGGCUCAGCCUGGCGCAGAUCUCGAACACGCUGCUCAAGGACUACUCGUACAACGAGAUCCACAACCGCCGCGUGGCCCUGGGCAUCACCUGCGUCCAGUGCACGCCCGUGCAGCUGGAGCUGCUGCGGCGAGCGGGCGCCAUGCCGGUCUCGUCGCGGCGCUGCGGCAUGAUCACCAAGCGCGAGGCCGAGCGGCUCUGCAAGUCCUUCCUGACGGACACGCCGCCGCCGAAGCUGCCCGAAAACUUCGCCUUCGACGUGACCCACCAGUGCGCCUGGGGCUGCCGGGGCAGCUUCGUGCCGGCGCGCUACAACUCGUCGCGCGCAAAGUGCAUCAAGUGCGCCUACUGCUCGCUCUUCUUCAGCCCGAACAAGUUCAUCUUCCACUCGCACCGACUGCCGGACUCCAAGUACGUGCAACCGGACGCAGCAAACUUCAACUCCUGGCGGAGGCACAUCAAGCUCAGUGGGACUCCUCCGGAGGACGUCAGCUACGCCUGGGAGGACGUCAAGGCCAUGUUCAACGGGGGCUCGAGGCGACGCGUGGCCGUCUCUUCUUCUUCCUCGUCCUCUUCCUCGGCCUCCAAAAGGGCGCGCUCCUCGGCCGGCGACAGGGACGCUCUCCAGGCGCCGAAGCCGCAGCCUCAGCCGGUGACCGCCCCGCCGGCGCCCUACUUUCCGGUGCUGCCUCUGUCGAGCGGCGCUCCGGCAGCGCUCUUCCCGCCGCCGCUGCUGUGCCUGAGCGGCAGCAAGGCGACCGGCGGCGGAGCACCGGUGUUCGGCGACUACGUCUGGAUGGGCGGCGGCGGCGCCAAGCCGUACGGCGCGGCCGCCCUAUGGCCUCCACCGCCGCCGCCGCCAGGACCGCCGAGGCUGCUGGCCGCCGAGCCGGCCUUCGCGUCUUCGCUGGCCGACGACGCGCCGCCGGCCGCUCUGCUGGGAGGCCUGGGAGGCGGCGCGCCGCCGCUGUCCUACGCGUCCGCCUUCAGGCCCGUGGCCGGCACGGCCGUGGGCCGCGUCGCCAGGUCUCCCACGCUGCGGUCGUCGACGCCCGCAUGCGACACGACCACGGACCCGAGCCGUGCCGCCUCGGGUGGCGGUGCGACGGGUGCGGCAGCGGGCUCCGAGGCCAGCGACGGGGCGCGCUCCGAGGACGAGGACUCGGACAGCUUUCACGGCGAGGUGGACGUCACCGACACCAGCAGCGACGACGGCCGCACGCUGGUGGCCGCCGCCGCGCCGGCGCACACCAGCUCGUCGACACCGCCAAGCCCAGCGGCUUCGGAGACGGCGGCCGAAAGUCGAGCGGACGGUGGCCACACGCCGGUGCCGGACACCAGUGACGCUGGUAUCGCCAACAAGCAGGACGAAGAGACGAACAAGCGCGACGCUGAGCCAGAGAACGCCGUGACGUCCGUGGUGCAGCUGAUCAAGGAAGAGUGCCGGAAGCGAGACGCCCUCGAGGCGUCGCCAUAUUCGGAAACGCAAACCUUCGACCACUCUUUGGAUCCUUCGAGCAUAUUCACACUUAGCAAAGAUGAGCUGCGGGACGUACUGCUGAGAGAAGCACAAGCCAGGAAAAAAGUGGAAAGAGAGUGUCGCCUCAUGCGAGAAACGUUCGAGGAGCAAGUGCAGAAAGAGGUCGCGUACCGCGAAGAACUCACCAAGCAGUUGCAAGUCGUGCGAGACGCCCUGUGCCAGGAACUGGACCAGGAACGGAAGGCUAGAUUCGCUGUUCAAGCCAAGCUGAAAGAGCUUUCCCUGCACUACCAGCAGAUGCAGCAGCGAAGCAUUAUUGCCGGUAAGCAGUGGAGCUGGCAAUGCUUACGUCCGCGAGCUGAACCCAGGCGGCAGUUGUCCCUGACAGCCCGUCUUCUCCCGCGUUCCGCAGACACGCAUGACACGAUGCAGCAUCUCGCGUGCAAGAUGCUGGGCGCCAGGCACUGCGCCGAGUGCAGCUACAAGGCGGAGUGACGGAGCCAAGGCCUCGCGCAAGACUUCAUCGCGACAGAGCUGCAACGAUGAUGGACUGCGACCCGCUUGUGCCGAUCGCUGCAGCGGUGGUCGACGACAGCAGCACGAUGCCAGCGUGCACCAUCGCUCCCGCACAUCGCAUUGGAGGAGAACGCUGCGCGGCGUAGUCCGCUUCCGAGCGGACAUUCAAGUCGCGUAGUGUCCGUCGUGGCUGCGUUAUGAGCGCCCUUUCCUGACCCUCAAGAUGAACGCGUACGCUUUAUUCAGUGUCGGGUACCUAAACAAACAAGAGCGUGCCACACAUUUAGUUUUAUCCUCGGGCCAACUAGAGACGAGGCUGUAGAGACAAGCUCAGUUUAAACGCGUCAACACGUCCCGUAAAGUUAGCCCUUCUCUCUAUUUCUUGGCCUUUUUUCAACAAUGAUGAAUGUGCAGUGGUUACCAUGUCACAGUAUUCAUAAAGCACGCGCGACCAGUAAGUCUAAGUGGCAUACUGGCUUGCUCCAGCAGUGUGGACGCACCUAGCUUUGCCGUGUGGACCCUGACUCAAUACAGAGGAAAGAUAAACACGUUUACAAAACAACCAACUAUACGGCUAGCAAGCAUAACUCCUGGCUCCUAUCGCCUCUUUAGCUCGAACCUUGACGGCACGGUGAUUCAGACUAUGUCCGAACGCACAGUUCUAGUACAGUUUGCGUCGUGCAUUCCUAACGUCUCACAACUAAGGCGCCGGCUUCACGACGAUGAAGGUUGCAUUGGCGGAAAGCAUUAGAAAAAGUUUCUUUUCUCUUCGACGUCCGAAACUUCUAUCCAUUACAGAGACGACAAGCCAAGCAGAGCUUUCGCCAACCUUUAAAGCUUUCUUAAGUUGCAAAGGUUGACGCCAGUUUGUGUGAUACGUAUUUGAUUGCGGGAAACGGCGUUAGCGCAGACGCCUUCGUUGUCCGAUAAUGUUUUCUCGGAGCUGAAAGAUAUACUGAUGGCCAGUGAAAUGUGGGUGCGACGUUUGUGAUGAAAACGAUGAUAAAAACGCUGUUGUCAUCAGCGACGCUUCCACUGUGUGAGAGAAAAGGGAAAAUAGAAGGAAAGGCGUGGGAGCUAAAAUAAAAUUAAGUUUGGUGCCCUACACGUGGGCAGGGAGAUGGGGUACUGAAAGAGAGAAAGAAGAGGGGGGGGGGGGCGACAAAGAAAAAGCGAAGACGAGUUCAGAUCAAUCAAUCUCUCUGGCCAAAAAGGAGUAGUGUGUCCACUGUCGGGGCACUCACUGGAGAUGUGCUCGUGUGGCUUUCUGAGCCGAUGAGGUGUAAGGCCAGGACGUUAGCUUUCACUGCGACUAUAACUCUUGCAGAAGGGUGCAUGUUUGACAGCGUGGGAGUCAAGUUUCAGACUGCACGCAUUCCUAGAGAGUGAAUAUGUGAAUUGAGAAACGAAAAUCCAGGCAAUUAUGUGUCAGUCACAGAUAGACAUCUUUCUGGAUUUUCGUUUCUACGUUCACAUAUUCAUUCUCUAGGAAUGCGCGUAAUCGGAAGGUUGGCUUAACCGCCGAGCAUGCAGGCGGUAGAGCGGCGUACGUCCGUGCGAAUACUGUCUUUUACGAGAGGUUUUUCCGAAGCCCUGCAUCUGGAUCAUUACUUUAACGGCGUCAUCGUAUUACAGCAUUUCCUCGAGUUUUCAAACUCUGCUCAUUUAAAUAUCCCAUUUUUGUAGCUCAAAAAAAAAAAAAAAGUAAAGGUCUCGCGUGACAUGUGCUUAGAAUAGCUCCCAGACUUGCACACACGAUCCACCUGUUGCUUAUUUGAUUUAUAUAUAGGCACUGUUAUCACGUUCUCUUGAGAACGCCGCAACGUGGCAAGCUCGCAUGCAACUACACGGGGAAUAGGAGGCAUGUACAGGAGGCGCACGAAUUUGCUAGAUGCAGACUGCUGAAUUUUGACUCUCGCUUCAGCGCUAGCGUAUUGUCAGUCAAUUCAUUAGCAGUAAUAAAGUGGACAGAUGAAGUUUCAUUUCAAUCUUUCAGUUCCUUUUACGGUAAAGAAUCAUUUGGCAAGCCGCUAAAAUUCUUAUCGAUAGCAAUGACUAUCCCCGUCUGUACUCCGCCUUCGUGUUUCUUGCCUCCUAAUUCUGAAAAAAUUUAUUCCUUAAAAUUAUUCGUGACUUCGGCAUGCUGGAGGAUCAAAAUGUCAAAGCAAGCUAGCUAGGCGUUAGGUGUUUCAAGCUAGCGACUGCGCAUUCGACGUGGACAAAUUGAAGCCUUCGACCACUCGGUUGAGCAAAAUAAAGGCUGAUUUUCAAAAGCGCAGACGACGCACGGGUGAAAAAUGAGGCAUACGACAUCGGGUACUCCUGUCACGUCUGUUUUAUUAUUACUUCUCUUCGCCCAUACGUCCAUCGUCUAGUUUCUGAAAAUCAACUCCACGGUUUUCUUUCCUGGUACACACUGUCAUGUAUGUGCAAAAGAGUACGUGCGACCAGUGUACAAUGCGAAUGCUCGUGCUGCCCCGUUUCAUUGGCGGGCUGUUUUGCGUGUCACACAAGUGCGCCAACCAAACGUUGAAGCAAAUAAAUCACUGGUAUUUGUUUUGAACAACGCUGGA